Durotheca rogersii is the source of this 1674-nucleotide messenger RNA. RefSeq lists its product as uncharacterized. NCBI's taxonomy places the organism in Eukaryota, Fungi, Ascomycota, Sordariomycetes, Xylariales, Xylariaceae. The coding region runs from base 514 to 1458 and encodes 314 amino acids. The record is from RefSeq and is a predicted model, not a curated record. Gene Ontology annotation, molecular function: zinc ion binding. The transcript has 3 exons.
GUGCACUACCUAUAGGUACUUAAGGUAGUGCCUUCAUAUAACUCUACGCGUUGAUGCAGCCUGCAUAGGUACCCGUGGCUUCUAGCGCCCGUCAGUGCCCGCAAGAAGUACAUCUAUGGGUACAUAAAUCAAACCAGUUUUCCAGGAGGAAUGAGGGUACUUCUCUAUGUACCUCUUAGGGGAUGGGCUUCUUCCUGAGUACCUACCUCUCCUAUAAUAACGACGGGCAGCCCCGCUCUCCAAUCUGAUGUCGUAUGGGACGAGACAACUUGAAGGCUGACGAUACAUACACGUCCUCGAGACCAGCAGAGCAGCACCAGCAAUCUCCCAGCCUACGACGCAAGCUUACUAGCCUGAGACGACGACGAGGUCGCGACCUCUUCGAUACCUCUACCUUUAUUUCCCUCCCUUGCGCCGACAGCUACGUGCAGGCAUACCCCCUAUCCAGAUUGCCUCGGACGCCAGGGCCGGGAUCAGGCACCUUUAGGUUGGGAAGCUCUCCGGUGGCGCGCCAUGCCGCCAGCGGAUGCUCCCGCCACGCCGUCCGGCAAAGUUCCGCUCAACGGGUGCUUCCUAAACGGCGUCUGGCACUGUAAUUGCAUCCCCCGCCUGCCCGCCGUGUCGCUGCAGGCCAAGAAGGAGUCGGCCAACAAGGGCCGGUCGUUCUACACCUGCCAGAAGGACCGCAACAAGAAGAACAAGUGCGGCUUCUUCCUCUGGGCCGAGGACGCCCGCCGGCGCGAGAUGGGCUCGCUCAUGAGCAACUCGCGCACCGAGACCAACGGCCCCGGGCACAAGCGCCAGCGCCAGCGCACGCUCCACGAGAGCAUAACCCCGAGCAAGGAGAAGCGCCCGUGGUACGAGAAGACCCCCGUCACCAGCAUCGCCGACUUGAGCCGCGCCCUCUCCGCUACCGCCGCGAGCCCCGCCGCGGGGGCGGAGACGACGUCCCUCAAAAGGAAGCGCGACGAUUUCGACGACGACAACGACGACUACGGCAACUUCUCGUCGGGCGAAGAGGAGUUCCUCGCAACGCUCGCCGACAGCUCCAGCAAGCCCCCUACUGUAGCCGCGUCUUUGGUCUCGGGAGGAGGCGAGCCGCGCGGCGCGUUCGCGACGCCUGCGGCCGCCCGGACGCACGUCGUCGCCUCGGACGGGAUGCCGACGCCGCUGACGAAGAAGCCGGUGCGUCGCGUGCUGUUCGUGGACGAGGCGGCGGCGGCAGGGGCAGCGAAGCUGCCGAAGCCUGCGGGGGACUCGUUCUCGUCGGCCGCCUCCUCGCCCCCGGCGCCGGCCACCACCACGCCGACGCCGAAAAGUGGCCUCACGCACGACAUCCUGGCGCCGCAUGCGGUCCGGGCUCAUGAAGGUGUAUCAGGACAGCUGAGCUGCCGCGGAGGGCAGGGCAGGGAAAGUAUGCGAACGAUGCCCACCGCUGUUUAUCCAAGUGUGUCUUAAGUCCGCGGUGGAGGGGUAGGCAUCCGGCCCAGAUGCGGCGGGCACGUACGACCGAACUCGGAAUACACUGGCCAGAGGGUGCCCGACCUUGUGUAUAUGUCGGUCCUCGUUCCCGCCGACAUCGUCGCCCCGCUCGUACAGGGAGGAUGAGCUCUCGCGGCAGGGAUAGUAUAUAGUACUUAAAUGUCUGAAUAAUAUAUGAGGUUACUCCAGUGC